CUGGGCCAGUUUCCUUGUUAUUCUUAUCACUCAAAGAAGAGCAUUUAAGGAGAUUUUUUAUAUUGAUCUGAAUUGGGUUGUCCUUGUUUUGCUUGAGAUUGAAGAAUGAAAAUCUUUCAGAAGCUAGUUUUUCUUACCAUUGCUUCCAGUAUUGUUGUUCUUGCUCUUCUGCCAUCUGUGAGUUCAUCAAGUGAAGAGAAAAAACCCAUGAGCAAUCACAAGAGAAAAACUCAGAACAUGCAAAAGUUGAGCCCUGAGCUUUCAUUUGAAAUUACAGUCCAUGGCUUCCUCCUUUGGGUUUCAAUGGGGUUCCUAAUGCCUGUUGGAAUCCUUAUCAUUAGAAUGUCCAAUAAAGUGAAAUGUGGGAGAAGGCUCAAGGUUAUCUUCUAUUUCCAUGUUAUUUUGCAGAUACUUUCAGUACUCCUUGCCACAGCUGGAGCAGUCAUGUCCAUCAGAAAUUUUGAGAACUCCUUCAGUAACAACCAUCAAAGAUUAGGCUUGGCUCUUUAUGGUGUCAUAUGGAUGCAAGUCAUAGUUGGAUUUUUCAGGCCUCAAAGAGGAACUAAAGGAAGAAGUGUGUGGUAUUUUGCUCACUGGGCACUUGGAACUGGAAUUUCUUUGAUGGGGAUCAUCAACAUAUAUACUGGGCUACGAGCCUACGAGAAGAAGACAUUGAAUAGUACAAGACUUUGGACUUUACUUUUCACUGCUGAGAUAUUCUUCAUUGCUUUCCUCUAUCUGUUACAAGACAAGUGGGAAUAUAUGCAAAAGCAAAGAGUAAUUUUAGGUAAUGAAACCGCCAUGCCCACUGAUCCAGUAAUUUCUCCAACAACCAACCAAAAGGAAAUGAUUGUGCCUUGAUGAAAAAGCAAUUUAAGGGUGCCCUUCCAACCAACAUGUGAGUAUUUUUUGUCAUCCCCGGGUUUUCUUCCUCAACUAUGAGAGAUUGGAUUUCUUGGAAUUCAUGAGACCAAAUGAAGCAUAUUUCAUUGCCAUUGGAAGUAAAGAAAGUUUUUCUAAUAAAACU
This is a messenger RNA of Telopea speciosissima, 1027 nucleotides long. Its product is annotated as cytochrome b561 domain-containing protein At4g18260-like. The transcript is spliced from 5 exons. Gene Ontology annotation, molecular function: transmembrane monodehydroascorbate reductase activity. The record is from RefSeq and is a predicted model, not a curated record. Bases 106 to 861 code for a protein of 251 amino acids. Lineage: Eukaryota; Viridiplantae; Streptophyta; Magnoliopsida; Proteales; Proteaceae.